Messenger RNA from Paramuricea clavata, 10151 nucleotides. Lineage: Eukaryota; Metazoa; Cnidaria; Anthozoa; Malacalcyonacea; Plexauridae. The record is from the annotation of a GenBank genome assembly.
AUGUCGACGUUCGCCGUUAAAUUAUUAAAACAACUUCUGAUGACGUGCAAGCGAACUGAUUCGGUGCUCGAUUCUAAUAAAGAUACUGCGAUUAAACGACAACUGGAAGCUUUAAAAGCGUUAACAACCGAGGUAGAAACAUCGAGACGAGGCCUAGAAGCGUUGAAAAUCGAGCAAAAAGUGAACGAGGACGUAGUCGCUACGUGGAAUUCUCAAGUAGAGACUGAGCUAGAGAAAGCAGACGACGAUGUGAAGCGCUUUGAGAAAUGGCAAGACGAUUGCAAACUGGGAAAGGAGAGAAAUGCUUUCGAAGAGAAAUUGAAAUACGAGAUAAAACUACACGAAACUAGACUAAAACUCGAGUCCGAACAUCAAGCGAAGUUGGAAAGUGGAAGUUCGUCGAAGGAAAUUCAUGCGAAGCAAGUGGAAGCAAAACUACCGAAACUCGUAAUAUCAAAAUUUGACGAAAUUACAUGGAUUGGCAACGGUUUUGGGGUCAAUUAACCGAAUCGAUUGAAAAAUCUGGUUUAGCAAACAUUGCCAAAUUUUCAUCUGAGAGAACUUAUUUGAGACAAUGUCAGACGUGAAGUUGAGUCCUUACCAUUUACAUCGGAAGGCUACAAUUGAGCAAAGGCUAUAUUGGAGGAAAAAUAUGGCAAAGAAUCAGAGUUAGCGAAGUCUUAUGUGAAAGAAAUUUUGAGCUUACCAUACAUUUCGACAGCGAAUUCCAAGAAAAUUGCCGAGUUUAGUGACAAACUGACAUAUUGUGUCCAGUCCCUGCAGUCGCUCAAGAAGCUGGACGAAGUGAAGGGUCUUACUAUGGUUACCAUUGAAAAGUUGCCAGGUAUACGGGGUGAUCUUGUAAGAUCUGACAGUGAUUGGGAGACAUGGAAUCUUGAUCAGCUAGCAGAAGCAGUGCGUCUUUGGAUACGAAGAAACCCAGUUGAUCAUAGUCGAGAUGAAGAUUAAACGAAGAAGCGUCGAGAAUGAGAGAGAAUGUACCUCACCAAUCGAACUGACAAAUCUCGAGGGUGCAUCUACUGCGACAGUAGUGAGCACAAAGCUGUUGAAUGCACUAAAGUUACUGCCGUAGCUGACCGGAAACAGAUUUUGGCGAAGAAGCGAUUGUGUUUCAACUGUGCGGUUGGGACUCAUCGGGCCGCACAAUGCCAAAGCAAAACAUCAUGCCAAACUUGUCAUAGGAGACAUCAUACAUCAAUAUGUGACAAAACUCAACCGGCAGAGAUCAAGAAAGUGGUAUUAACACCAAGUGGAGUGGGGGAAGGAGUUUUCCCAGUGGUUUUGAAUUUGGGAGUUUUCCCACGGAAUCAUAACGAGAGCACUGAUCGAUACAGGAGCCGGCAGCUCUUAUAUCUCAGCUAAAGUCGGAGAUUUGCUGAACAAGAAACCCUCGGAAGCUUCAACCAAACGUAUCGAGAUGUUAAUGGGCUCUCACCUUACGAGAAUGGAAACGUAUGAUGUUAUUGUUCAAUCCCUUGACAACUCCUUCAAAAUGGAUGCAAAGCUCACAAAAGUUGACAAGAACGAACUGUUGUCGAUAGAAAAUCCACAGUACGAACACGUUAAAGCCAAGUACCCCCAUCUAGCACAAGUCAACUUGACCGACAACGACAAGAAAGACCAAUUACCGAUUCAUGUUAUUCUAAGCGUGGGCGACUAUGCGAGAAUUAAGACCAACCAACCACCAGUGGUAGGUGAAGCUGGAGAACCUGUUGCUGAAUACACCAAACUGGGAUGGUUUAUCAUGUCGCCCGGAAAUGAAAUCGACCGGCAAACCAUGUUUCUUACCCAGACCAGCCAUGUAGAUUAUGAGGAACUGUGUCGUCUUGAUGUGUUGGGGCUCAAAGAUUCUACAGAACACGAUCAGGACAUAGUGCAUGCAGAGUUCAAGGAACAAUUACAACGAUCAGCUAGUGAAGGAUGGUACGAGACAGGACUGCCCUGGCGGAGCAAUCAUCCCCAUCUGCCGACCAACAAACACGGAAGUCUCCGUCGUCUGAGUAGUCUGACAAAGAAGUUGAAGCGAGAUGGGCACAUCGAAGAAUACGACGCGGUUAUUCGAGCACAACUCCAAGAAGGCAUUGUGGAAGAGGCACCUACAACGGUCACUGAUAAAGAGUUCUACAUCCCUCAUAAGGGCGUGGUCAAGGAGUCAUCAGAGACAACUAAAUUGCGAGUCGUCUACGACGCUUCAGCGAAAGAAGACCCAUCAUCACCUUCCCUAAAUGAAUGUCUAUACCCUGGCCCACCCCUCCAGAAUAAGCUUUGGGACGUAUUGAUACAGCAGUCGGGAACUACACAGCAGUUGGUGGCAGCAAAGAGUCGCAAAGCUAGCAAAAAGAAAUUUGUCGGUUCCACGUCUGGAACUGGUCGGGGCUCACAUGGCGACAAAUCUUCUAGUGAAUGUUCGUGACGCCCUACCAAAAGAACCGCAACCGUUGAUGUUCGCAUGGCUUGACAGCACAGUGGCUCUGCACUGGAUAGUUGGUAAUGGGGCCUACAAGCAAUUCGUCGCCAAUCGUGUUGCGAAGAUCCAGGCUCACCCAUCAAUUCAGUGGCGACAUGUUCCAACAAAGGACAACCCCGCGGACAUUGCUAGCAGAGGCGGUCCCAUAUCUUCAUCACUGUGGCAGUCGGGCCCAGAAUGGCUCAGUGAUCCAGCAAAAUGGCCAGAUAAUCCGGUCACAAAAUCAUCACACGAAUCGGCAGCUGAAAACAAGAUUAGUCGAGACCUCGUUUACAUAGCCAAAUCCACCGAAACAACAGACGAGUUAGACAAACUUCUCGAAAGAAACACGCUGCGUCGAGUACUGAGAGUGUCUGCGUGGAUAAACCAAUUUAUUCACAACUGCCGUGCUAAAGAAAAGAGAUCAGGACCUUUGGAUACGGAAGAGAUUGAGACGGCAAAGUAUUGGUGGAUCAGACGCGUUCAACUCCGAGACACGGUCGAACAACAUUAUAAGGAAACCAGCGCGCAACUUGGUCUUGAGACGAACGAUCGAGGAAUUAUAGUAUGUAUCGGAAGAAUGCAAGGAAUCCACCCUAUCUAUUUACCACGGAACGCGGUAUUUACAGAAAAGCUGGUGCAACGUGUUCACUGCGAAACGCUACAUGGCGGUGUCGGACUUACGAUGGCGGCGGUGCGAGAAACAUUCUGGAUCCCUCGCCUUCGAAGCCUCGUGAAAAUGAUACGCAGUCGAUGUUGGGGAUGCAAGAGAUUUCGCCUUACUUCCUUUACAACUCCAGUGGCUGGGCAACUACCAGAGGACAGAACCACACCUGGUGCAGCGUUUGAGGUGAUCAGAGUCGAUUUUGCUGGGCCAAUGAAGUUCCGGAAAUCCUCCAAAGCAGAAGGGAAGUCCUACCUCGUGAUAUUUGCUUGGAGCUUGUCGAGAGCUGUUCACUUAGAACUGUUGCGGAACCUUGAAACCAGUACCUUCAUCGUGUCUUUGAAACGAUUUAUCGCUCGGCGAGGACGACCACGCGUAGUUUAUUCCGAUAAUGGCGGCGCGUUCGUCAAAGCCAGCAAAUGGCUGGAACAGUUACGGAAAGACGAGAGUCUAUGAGGCUUCGCGGAAGAGUACGAUAUUAAAUGGAAAUUUAACCUGAGUCGUGCACCCUGGUGGGGCGGCCAAUUCGAGCGCCUCAUCGGGGUAGUCAAGUCAGCUAUGUACAAGGUGAUCGGGGGAGGUCAUCUCACUUGGGACGAACUAAGUGAGGUUCUGCUCGACGUUGAAAUUCAAAUCAACCGCCGACCACUGUCGUACGUUGAGGACGACAUCCAGUUACCAACCCUCACCCCAGCUACGUUUCUCCAUCAACGCACGUGCCAACUCCCUAUGGAAGAACCAUGGCGAAUCGAAGAACGAGAACUGAGAAAACGAGCAAAAUAUCUAAUCGAAUGUAAGAACAAGCUGUGGCGGCGUUGGAGAAAAGAAUACCUGGUAGCCUUACGGGAAAGACACAACAUGACCCACAAGAGAAGCAAGUUCCAACCUAAGCCUGGAGACGUUGUGUUGAUACAGACCGAGAGCAAGAAUCGAGGUACGUGGCCUCUAGGAAUCAUAGAAGAAACCUAUCCUGGAAAGGAUAACGUGAUACGGGGAGUACGUCUGAAGACUCCAAACGGAACCUUGGAAAGAGCCGUGCAGCUGCUUUUUCCGUUAGAACUGAGCUGUGAUAUCGUACCGGAAGUGCCAAUCCUGAACCCGGAUGCGGUAGAAUUCGAGCCACGCCCUCGGCGAGACGCGGCGACUGCAGCAAAACUCCGUAUUGAACAGAUCGAAGCAGCGGAUGAUGAGUAGGAGAAAGAAAAAGUAACGUACAGUGAUAUUGACAAUUAUUCUAAAUUUAACAUUUUGUGUUGUGUUAGUGUAUACACCUCUUACAGAGUGUAUACAGGGGAGUGUGUGGGAACUGAACGGAAUUACGUGGACAUCUCGCGUGUGCUACACGCGAGCACAUGGAAUACUAAUUAUGUAUGUAGCGGGAAAACAACAACGAGAGUUUUAUCAAUAUAUUUUUUAUAUUCUGAGUUUUCAGUGAUUUUUAUUGUGAGUUGAGUGACUUUUUCGCAGAUACAUACCGGGGAGGCAGGUACUUCGCGAAAGCCUCGCAGCGACAGUGACCGCCAUUUUAGCCUUGCUUCUUUCUUGUUUUUUAUCUUCAACAUUCAUGGCUGAUUCCUGGAUUUGUCUUCAAGCAAUACACAAGUUUUGGGCUGCAAAACUCCUUUGUAUUUAGGCUUCUUCACAAUUCUGGAAUGCCACAGCAAACGUUAGUGUUUUACUGUACUGGGAUUGCCAGUAAAUGAGGCGAAAAACAGGUUUCAACUCACUUUAAUUAUCAAAAUAUAGAAAAUUACAAAAUAAUAGAUUUAGGUAAAACACUGUUUUCCUUCGCACGCCAUAUUAGCUCCUAUGCGCAUGCUCUAACAAAACGUAAAUAAACAUCGUCCAAAAGGCGGUCGCAGAGAUUAUUGUCUACAACUUUACUACAACCCAAUACAGUGAUAAUUAUUAACAACACGAUUUAACAGAGAGACUAGACAAGGGACGACAUAAAUGACAUUUAACACAGAUUGUUUUGAAAGUUUGUGGCACACCAAUGUCAUAAAUUUCUUCAGACAUUUUCUGAUAGUGAUUAAAGAGAUUACAUUUAAAUUGAUUAAUAGAGAGAUUUGAUUGACGUAAAACUGAUGGUAAACAGUUAAAUGUCCUGGAAGAUCUGCAAUAAAAACUGUUUUGAAAUGUUAAUGUAUUUGCACGGGGAAUAUGUAAUGUAAUUUAAUUUCUGAGGUCAUACCUGCAGUACAGGUAGCAUUCGUUCUAUUGGUUUGAGUUUUCCCUCUGAAUUUAUCCUUUUAUCUAAAUUUUUACAAUUAUAUUUUUCUUAUUCUUGGGGAAAUAUUUUCUGGGAACUCAAAAAAUUUUCUGGGACCAAUGGUCCUGUGAUUCGAUAUUUUUUUCACCCCUGCCUACCACCGACCUUGGAAGACUUGUAACGGCCAGUUUUGCGCUCUAGCGGAGCCAUGCCGGUGUCCUAAGUUUAUGAAGAGCGGGCUGCGAAAACAUCGUCUGGUCUAAUUAAACAAGACGCUUAAUUUAUUUAUAAUUAUGUAUAUGAGAUUAGCUGGGUUUUCAAUUUUGAAUCUGGAAUUUACUUAAUUUGUCUCAACGACUAAUUAUGCUGUAUUGGUGAUGGAUGGAUAUUAUCAAUUUUCAUUUUAGAAAAAACUUCAAGAAAUGUUGAAGGCUCUGGAUGAGAUGGAAGAAUCAAAAGUCGUUCGUUUGGGAGAUGCUUCAAUUGCGUCACCUUUCACUUCUAAACAUUCUUCUAUAAAUAGCGGUGAGUACACACUGUGCUUGCUUAUUAUUGUUUGAAAAGUUUGCUUCUUUCAAAGGUUUUCAACGAUUGUGCUGGGUGGGUAACUAGUGUGCAACGACGUAUUGGGGGCAGAUAUUUUACUUAGGUUGGGUGAUUUAUCUGUACUUGAACACAUGUGCACACAUAACAAUGCGGAAGUUGUUACAGAUCUGAAAACAAGUUGUAACAAGGUUGUUCAUGUCAUGCCGAUUUUGGAAUGUGUUUGCACUGCUUGUUCCCAGUUGGUGUGUCAAGUAUGGAACAAGUUGUUAGCACCUGUUACAAGGUUGAAGACAGUAACAGACUUCGUACAAGUUGUUCCAACAAGAAUACUAAUACAGACUUAAAUAUUCUCCUUAAAGAAUCAAAGUCAACCGUGAUGCUUCGCGCGCUAUGUGAAUGUUUACAAAUACGGGAUUAAAAAUAGUGUUGUCUUCGAAAGUAGUCAUACACUAAAAAUGAUGUGCAUUAGCUUUAUUAAACAAAAAAACUUUAACAAAUUUACCCGCUGGUGUUUUGAUGAAAUCCUGAUUCCUGCCCCAUCGCCUACUACGUUCACGCAGUUCGUCCAUGCUUUGAUGGAACAGGAUUUCGGCGAACUCGCAAUUGAAAGCCCAUGGUGCAAUGCUGUGGAAUAGUUUUCCUUCUGAGGCGAAAAAGGCAUCCUCGCUUUACCAAUUUAAACUCAGUUUGUCCACUAUACCAGAGACCCAGAGACUAGGAUGUGAGUUGAGAUAGUUUGUAAGUAAAACACGCCCCAUCUGAAAAUCAACUCAUUGUAUUUUACAAAUAUGUUGUCUAUGGCCAGCGUGGUUAAAUAAAUUUUUAAGUAAGUAAGUAAGCAAGCAAGCAAGCAAUGGGAAAUACAGAAGCCAUGAUUAGCCAUCUAAUUUAUAAAAUGAGAAAACUUUCUAAAAUCAUUGGUUAAGACAGAGCAGAUUCUUCAUAAAAAUCGGACAAAUGAUAGAUUAUGCGCACAGCACUUUUUUGGACAUGUUCAAAUUUGUCUGAAGAUUUUUACCCGUGUGAUUAGCGUUUUACCCGUGUGAUUAGCGUCCUGUUUUCUUACCUUAACAAAAACUAACCCUUGGACAUUAACCAUAACUAACUAACUAAUACUCGGAGACCUUUGUCACCUGGGCUGCAUGUAAAACCUUUUAAGGAAGGCUUUUUUGAAAGACUGCAAAUAUGUUAAUGGAUAAUCUUAUUUUGCUGUAGAUGCUAUUUUCUUAUUAAUGACCCCGUUAUUAGUUGGUCAUGCGCAUUAAAUGAUAGACAGAAAAAAAAUUAAGUUCUUUGUAGGUUUGCACACAGUUUAUAGUCUAUAAACUAUGGUUUGCAUGGCGAUAAAACAUAUAAUACUAUUGUUUGCGGAAACACCACGUUAAUUUAUUACUGCAAAGCUUUCGAUCCGUAAGCCCGGAUCUUCAUCAGUGCUAAUAAUAUGUGGCUUGUUCAAUUCACACGCCCUUUUAUAUACCAAUUACCAAAGUGUCGUGAUAAAAAAAAUUGUUUUUAAACUGUUUUCUGAUUUAUCAUUGCAGUAUGCCACAUUAUAAAACAAGGAAGAUGUACGUUGGUCACCACAUUACAGAUGUUCAAAAUUCUCGCUUUAAAUGCUCUAAUUUUGGCUUACAGUCAAAGUGCUCUGUACCUGGAUGGAAUAAAAUUCAGUGACGGGUAAGUUUGAAUAAUAGCGUGCAGUCCACCAUCUUGAUUCGUGCUUCAAUAUUUAUAAUUUAAUAUAUAAUCUUCGUUCACUGUACAAAAUACACGCACGCCAUUGGUCAAAAUCGAUCACGUGUGUUUUUGUUACCUGGCAACAACGAAUUCUGCGAGUGCAUUAUUGGCAAUAACGCAUAAAAAACGUGCAUUAUUGAAAAUGGCUUCCCGCAAGGCUGUCGGUUCAAGGUUUACACGAGUCAGUGAAGACGAAAUUAAUCAAAUUGUAGAUAAUGCAAUGUCUAAAAGUAUAAAAAGCCAAACAAACUGGUGCAUUGUCAUCUUUCAAGGUAAAUAAACGAAGCAAAAACUGACUUUUCACGAUUUUGUCGCGUGUAAAAUUCCUGCUUAAAAAGUCUAGUCGGGUUUUUCAUUGUAUUCGCUGUCUUGUUUUAAAAACAGUUGUACGCAAUUAUUUUGCAAUGUACUUAAAAUUAGACUAUUGGUAAAAACUUAUGAUGAAAAUGUGUUAAUAAAUGUUCUUUUCCAAAGUGGAAUUGUGCUUUGUUUUAAUUUAAUUUAAUUUUGUUUUGUUUUGUUUUGUUUACAAAAGGCGUACAGUAAUUGCAUGCAAGCAGUGAACUCAGAUAAUAUAUUAAAUGGGUUAGAGACUUUAAGUUCGUGUUUUGUUUACAAAUGCAUGCACUUGCUGACUGUACAAUGAACUCGAAAUUUUCAAUACUGCACUCGGCUUCGCCUCGUUCAGUAUUGAAAAUUUCUCGUUCAUUGUACAGUCAGCUCGUGCAUGUAUCUGUAAACACAACACUCACAUCAGUCUCUAACCCUUAAAUCACAGCCGGGGUAAAGAGAAACCUCUAUUGACCUAACCACAUUCUUUUAUGAGCUUAACACCCGUAUUCUAUAGGUCCAGACACACCGGACGCGAUUCGACACUGACCGAUAACUUUGAUCCUGGUUUAAAUUUUCCAAAUAUUUAGAAGCAUUAUUAAAGGAAUACCGAAUGGUUUUCCGUGCAGGAUUGCGUGAUCCAUGCACGCGGGAUGUUGCGAGACUUUCGGAAAGCGUAAAAAUACACGAGCCGUAGGCGAGUGUAUUUUUACGCUUUCCGAAAGUCGAGCAAUAUCCCAAGUGCAUGGAUCAUGCUAUCCUGCAUGGGAAAACCAUUUGGUAAUUGUUUUAUAAAAUUACAGUGAAACGACGCUUAACGUGAUUAAAAUUACUGAUGAAAUGUGCAGUUCUCACAACAUUCGUGAAUUAACCAAUCAGAGAAUCGCUACUCCAGGCUAUUGAAAACAACAACAAAUGUGAACAGAAUUUGAUCGCAAAUUCGAGAAAAUAUACAGCGAAAAUACAGGCACUUUUUCGAUAAGAUAUACGAAAUUUGAAAUGGAAAACCCGCUAAACAGAGAGCCAAAGUAAUAUUGAAGAUUCUCCAGCUGAAUAUGUGAAGAUUGCGAAGCGUUUGAUCAACUUUGAAGCGAGAGAUUUUGUACUUACAUGCCAUGGUCUGAUGAAUUUCAACGCUAUACGCGUUGCUACUUGCUGAAUAGCAAUGUAUCGAUCAGAAAUUUAUUCAUACAACUAAACCAACGUCUCAAUAAUUGGAAACUUACUUCAAAGUCGAAAGGUAUCGUACAAUGAAACUUUACAAUACGAGUAUAUUUGUAAAAUUAUGUGCAAGAAUUUCUGUUCAGAAUUUCCCGUGCAGGAUUGUCUGAUCCUGCACGGCUGUUGACCAAUCAAAUUGCGUGUUUCACUGUAGUUAUUAUAUAAAACAUUUUCAGUUAUUUGGUCUACAUAUAUAGCUACAUUCGGCCGCGUUGUCGAAUCGCAUCCAGUGUGUCUCGACCUUAAAAGCUCACUUACACUCAAUGAGUGGAGGUUCAAUCUGAGCUUCCCUUAAUUGAGUGUGGAUAGCUGGAGGCCGAGUAGUCACAUAGUAAGGUACAACAUGCACUAACCCUCCAGCUAUUCAAAAACAGCAAUGACACUCGAGAGAAGCUCACAUUGAAUCUCCACGCAUUUAGUGUGAGUGUGAGUGAGCUUUUAGAAUACGGGCGUAAGACUAAGUUUGAAAUGGCCAAAUUCUCUCAGUAUAUUAAAAAGAACUUCCCCUGAACUGCUCCUCCCUGUUCAGUUCAGAAUGUUUUUAUCAAAACCAUAGUUUAAGAGUGGUAUUAUAGGGUUAGGUGUUAUGUUUGGGUAAUUGUGAGUGCUUCUGGUUAGGUGGUGGUCAGAUAGGGGAUUCAAUUGCAUAAAUCAAUCUUGAGACUUGAAGAAUGAAACUUUCAUUUACUGUUUUUCAUAAAGCUAAUUGUCCUGGGAAAAAAUUGCGGCGAAACAUUUCUGUUCGACAUUUUAUUGUUCUUGACGUGUUCGAGUUUCCAAGUUCGUAAUCAUUUGGCCCUGGUCAAUGGAACAUAUUUUGACUGAGGUCUUUCUUUUUCUAUGCGUUUCGUAGUAUUGCGGCAAAGUUGUUCUCGCCAUUCAUCCAAUCUGGAACACCCAAGACGUGCCAAGGCUUCCCUAUAAGAGUAGCCCGUUUAAAUGAUCCUCAGCGCUUGUUUUUGCAGUCGCUCUAA